Messenger RNA from Nylanderia fulva, 3422 nucleotides. RefSeq names its product Glucuronyltransferase P (gene GlcAT-P). The record is from RefSeq and is a predicted model, not a curated record. Lineage: Eukaryota; Metazoa; Arthropoda; Insecta; Hymenoptera; Formicidae. Gene Ontology annotation, molecular function: galactosylgalactosylxylosylprotein 3-beta-glucuronosyltransferase activity. Gene Ontology annotation, biological process: chondroitin sulfate proteoglycan biosynthetic process; carbohydrate metabolic process. Gene Ontology annotation, cellular component: Golgi membrane.
AAUAUUAAAAUCAUCUAACAAUAACACUGUAGAUGAUCAUUUAUAUAAUUUUAGAUAACACAAUUUUAGUAAACACUCGACGGGACGAGAGACGCGAUAAGGUGUUCCUGACGAAGGAAACUGAUUAACCCACGCGUUUAUCGUUCUCGGUUUCCGCCUAGAGUCCGCUUUCUGGAAUAAAUUAUGACCGCGUUUUUUAUUUCUUGUCUCUCUUCUUCCGAAAGUGCGAAAGAGAAUCCUCCAAGAGAACUAUAAUCCGUUAUUAAUUCCCACGACAAGAUUCAUCAUCGUGUGUACAGAUGUCUUUCCUCGAACCACAAUACGUGCUGAUUCAGGGUCUUAAGAAGGCACACAUAUGGACUAACCAUAAUAUUAUUAGCUCCUGAGGUUGCGCGAGACAAAACACGUUCGUGAAGGAUCCAGCUCAUGAGAAACCGAUUUCUCCGCGAAACAUAUUUCGUCAUUUCUCACAGGAGAAUAUACGCGACACGUGAAUAGCAAAAGAUGCACCAGUAAACCCGAGAAGAUAGGAAGAUAUCGCGAAACUACGCAGAUACGUGUGUGAUUUAAAACGUGACGUUUUUAUUUAAGCACGUAUAGCGGACUUGGAAAUGGAGACAGAUAGAAACAGGUUUCAAUGAAAGAAAGUUGUGAAACAGAUCUUUGACUCUCGAUAAGGAAGAGUGCUUUCGUUCUCGAAUAGUGAGUUCGGCUUUUGAUUUGGAGCAAGAAGCAGCUCGCGAUUCAGGAGAGGCAGAGGAAACGACGGAACAGCCGACACAUGUAGCAUUCGGGUAUCGGUAUAAUGAAGCCGUCCAUGAAGAUGGGAGUGAUCGCUUUGAUAGGGAUCUGCGUAGUUUUUUAUCAGUAUCACCUGUCCACCGGCGUUACUUUCGACCAAGUAACGGCCUUCAAUGCAGACACUUCCGCGGAAGACGCCGAUCUACCGAUCGGCGAAGAGGGCGAUAACUACAGCAAAACCCCGAGAAUCUCCGAGGACACGAUUCGGUAUGCCGUGUACCGAGUACAAAUUAUGAACGGCCUGAGUCCGGAGAUCAGCUCGAUGCUCGUGCAAGAGCUUAUCAAUCAGUUAAGCAAAAACGUCACGAUGGCCUCCAGAAAUAAUUCCAAGCUUUCGCCUUCGCAAUUGCAACAACCGACCGCGACGGUGGAGCAUAAGACGGUAACACUGUCGAGUCCUUCCGAAGAAUUCUCCGAGGAGACCCUCUUUAUUAUCACGCCGACAUAUCGAAGACCCGAACAGAUUCCCGAACUCACGAGAAUGGCGCAUACUUUGAUGUUGGUCAAGAAUGUGCACUGGCUUGUUAUCGAGGAUGCUACCGUUGCUACCAAGCAAGUUACCAAAUUAUUGGAACGAACGGGCUUAAAGUUCGAUCAUUUAAUCGCACCGAUGCCGGAGAAAUAUAAACUCAAGAAAGGUGCGAAACCACGAGGAGUGUCCAACAGAAAUCGUGGUUUGCAGUGGAUCAGGGCGAACGCCACGAGAGGCGUCUUCUACUUCGCCGACGACGACAAUACUUACGAUAUUGAGCUUUUCGACGAGAUCCGCAAGACGAAGACGGUGUCGAUGUUCCCGGUGGGGCUGUGCACCAAGUUCGGGCUGAGCUCGCCCAUUCUGAAGAACGGCAAGUUCGCCGGGUUCUAUGACGGCUGGGUGGCCGGGCGGAAGUUCCCGGUGGACAUGGCCGGCUUCGCCGUGAAUGUCAGGUUCCUGCAUCUGCGACCCAACGCCAGUAUGCCGUUUCGCGCGGGUUACGAGGAGGACGGCUUCCUGAAGAGCCUAGCGCCGUUCGAGCCGCGGGACGCCCAGCUCCUGGCGGACAACUGCACCAAGGUGCUUGCCUGGCACACGCAGACAAAGAAGAACGAGCCCAGCGCGUCGUUGGACACGAAGCUGUACGGCUCGACGAAUCUGGUUAAGCUGAAGCAGCAGAUAGUAUGAUGUCGGUCGGAGGAAAGUGAAACGCGAGGACUCGAAUCUGAAUCUUGUGUGAUCCCGCCGCCCCUCCUUCGCACUAGUUCAUCGGAUAUCACACCCCAAGGGAAGUCCUAGGUGCGGAAAACUGUGCGAUUCAGUGCCUAAUGUAUCUGCCCCCUCUCUCUCUCUCUGUGUCGGGGGAGAGUUGGGAUCGUUAUUAAUUACCUUUAAGCGUAGCCGGUAAAACGAUCGUUUUUUUAUCAGCUUUUACACAUCCGCAACAAGUAGGCCCACCCCGAAGACGGUCCGCCCUUAGUUUGAGAAAGGAAAAAUAGGAUCCGCGCGAAGUAACGCUUUAAGAGAGUUCGAGAUCGUUUCUUCUUUCAUUUUAUUUUCUAAUAUUUUGUCUCCGGUUUCGUCUACGUAUAAACGAAAAGAGAAUUUCAUCGUUGGAUACGACGAAUAAUUGACGAAUACGAGACAGUCACCGACUGUUGAAGGUCGUGUGGUUUCGAAUAGUCUCUAACGCGUAUAAUAAAUAUGUAGAUGAACGACCAAAGAAAACAAACGGGUCACUCGCUGUGUAACGCUAACUAAGCUCUUAUUAUCUUUAUUCUACCUGAGGGAUUCGUCCCGCGAGUUCUAUACGAAUAUAUAUAGAUUCUCUAUUCUAAUUCUAUUCUAUUCCAUUAGCAAAGUUCCAUUCCUAAACUUGCUCUUGCUAUGAGAUGUGAGGUCGAAGAUGAUUUGACCAGAGAAAACAAAAAGAGUGAAAAUGUCUGAAGCGAUCAUUCUACUUUCGAGUAAUUUUUUUCACCCCUCAAAUUCACGAGCUGAUCGAUCUUUCAGCUUCAGUGAACCUGAUAACCCGUUCGUUAAUGUAGUUACCACGAUGUUAAACGAUCGUUAGAUCGUCGUCUAAUCCUGCCCCGCCUCUUUACGUGAUUAGCAAGUAUAGAUUAACGAAGUAGAGAGUUAGAACACGUCCCUUAAUAAGAAUUCCUCGUAUCUUCGAGAGAUUAGGAAUAAAAAAUUCAAAGGCUGAAAAUAUACAUAUGAAAAAUCGAAGUUGGUGCUUCAACUUUGUCGAGUGUGAUUAGGAAUUACGGAUUAAGGAAUUAGAAAUUAAUAUUUAUACGAGGACUUCUGAUUAAGAAAAUCUUUUUCGAUAGAUAUUUCCAAGCGAAAAAAAUGCGAAAUGUAUGAGAUGGAUAGAUAUUUUGUUAAAUAUCUUUGAUUUAUGUAUAUAGCUUUCGUUAAAAAUAUUUUCUUAUAUUCUUUAGGAAUCACGAUAAAUCUAAGUAAAGAAAAAUGCAAGAUCCAUAAAACGCGUAACUCAUCAAUUUUUGAUCUGAAUAAAAUUAGAAAAUUUUGAAAAAUUAAUUUGACAUGAAGGAUAUAUUUGUAUUUUACGCAACAAAUAUUAUUUACUAUAAUUAUUCUCGCCUGUAUUUUUGACUGAAUAGGAAUAUUUUUAAUUAUC